This is a messenger RNA of Zingiber officinale, 2260 nucleotides long. RefSeq names its product probable CoA ligase CCL8. The record is from RefSeq and is a predicted model, not a curated record. NCBI's taxonomy places the organism in Eukaryota, Viridiplantae, Streptophyta, Magnoliopsida, Zingiberales, Zingiberaceae. The coding region runs from base 51 to 1937 and encodes 628 amino acids. Gene Ontology annotation, biological process: fatty acid metabolic process. Gene Ontology annotation, molecular function: medium-chain fatty acid-CoA ligase activity. The transcript has 17 exons.
AAUGCGGUGUGCGACCUUCACCGGAUGGGACUGGUUUUUUCGGUGAAUAAAUGGGUGGAGAAGUAGGUGGAUGGACGAUUAUUGUUCCUGCUUCGCUGGGAUGCCUUUUGUCCUUGGCUUCUGACCGUGUAUCUCGUCUCCCUUUUCGCCGCGUCGUCUCGCUCGCCUUGCGACCUAGAAUCGCUUCACCUUGGCUCGCCCGGUCUCGCCUCUUCUCCGUUCAAACUACUAGAUCGUCUAGUACGUUGAUGGAGGCUGUUAAAGCAAUUCUUGCUCAUGUCUCUACAACCGAAGAACGUGUUGCUAUAAGGGCUGAGCAGAAAAACUAUACCCAUGUUCAACUCAUUGAUUCUGCUUUAAACAUCUCAGACUUAUUGCUUGGCGCAGGCACCAUAAAUGCAAAAGAAGAGUGCGCAAAAUCAAUUGGAUUUGUUAAUGGUCCAAGGGAUCUUAAUGGUGGCCGGGUGGGGAUUGUGGCUAAACCUUCUGCUGAAUUUGUUGCAGCAAUCUUUGGUACAUGGCUUAGUGGAGGAGUGGCAGUUCCUCUUGCACUCAGCUAUCCGGAAUCAGAGCUUUUGCAUGUCAUGAAUGAUUCAGACAUAUCAAUGAUAUUGAGCACUCAAGACCAUCAAGGAAUCAUGGAGAAUGUGGCUGCUAAAUGCUCUGCUAAACUUUCUCUACUUCCAACACUUGCCAGUAUGUCAUCAAGAGAUAUUUUGAAUAAAUAUUCAGGGGAAACGGCUGCUAAUUUGGUUGCUGACUUGAUCAGGAAAAUUGAGGAUUCAAGCUUGCUGAAAGGAGAUGAUCCUGCUUUGAUUCUUUAUACAAGUGGUACAACUGGUAAACCUAAAGGUGUUGCCCACACUCACAACAACAUAAUUUCUCAAGUCCAAAUUCUGACUGAAGCUUGGGAGUAUACAUGCCAUGAUCACUUUCUGCAUUGUCUGCCAUUACACCAUGUGCACGGUCUCUUCAAUGCUUUAUUUGCACCUCUUUAUGCAGGAUCAGUGGUUGAGUUCAUGCCAAAAUUUAGUGUCCGAGGUGUGUGGCAAAGAUGGUGUGAUUCAUACCCUAAAGAUGGAAACACAGCAGAAGAUGCAAUUACUGUCUUUACAGGGGUUCCAACUAUGUAUACCAGGCUACUGCAAGGAUAUAAAACUAUGGAUCCUAAUCAACAAGAGGCAGUUGCUUCUGCGGCUAAACAACUGCGUCUAAUGAUGUGCGGUUCUUCGGCUCUUCCAUAUCCUGUUAUGAAACAAUGGGAAGAUAUUACAGGUCAUCGUCUACUAGAACGCUACGGAAUGACUGAGUUUGUUAUGGCACUAUCCAAUCCUUUGCAUGGUGCACGAAAGGCAGGCACUGUUGGGAAACCCCUUCCUCGAGUUGAGGUCAAGAUUCUUGCAGAAGAUGGUCGUCCUGUUGGUGCAAAGGGAGUGGGAGAGCUUUGUGUAAGAAGCCCCUCUAUGUUCAAGGAAUACUGGAAAAAACCUGAGGCAACGAAGGAUUCAUUUAUUGAUGAUGGAUUCUUCAAAACUGGAGAUACAGUCAGAGUGGAUGAAGAUGGAUAUUACAUAAUUUUAGGACGUACUAAUGCUGAUAUUAUGAAAGUUGGUGGUUACAAGUUAUCAGCACUAGAGAUUGAAGCGGUUCUCUUGGAGCAUGGGGCUGUGUUAGAAUGUUGUGUUUUGGGCUUACCUGAUGAGGAUUACGGGGAAGUUGUGAGUGCAGUAAUUGUGCCGCACACAGAUGCAAAGAGAAGCACAGAGCAAGAACUAGAGCCAAUUAUUACACUAGAAGAUCUACGUAAUUGGGCCAAGGAGAAACUAGCUCCAUAUAAGCUACCAACAAAGCUGUUCUUAUGGGAUUCUCUUCCUCGAAAUGCCAUGGGAAAGGUAAACAAGAAAGAGAUAAGGAAAUUACUAGAACAAGAACCAUGAUCAGACUGACUAAUUUAGGGCUGUUGAUGCUGGAGUAUACACAAGUAUAAUCAAGAAGAUUCUCGCUUGCUCCAUCAAAUUAUCUAGCUACCCAGGGAGUCCUUUUCUUAAAUAAAUCUCGUUAAGAGUGAACCAUCUAUUCUUGUAUAUUUAUGGUUGGCAUCCAGGAAAGCAUCUGUAUCCUCCAAGUUUCUUUAUGCCACCAGGAAUAUUAAAAAAAAAUAAAAAACAUAUCAUAUUUGUGUAUUUGUGUUCUCCAAAAGAUUGCUUAAUUUCCAUGUAAUCUGCAUCAACAAUUGGAAUUGGAACUUUUUUCUGGGCAA